AUGAAUUCAACCGAGAUAACUGGUAGAGAAGAAUUCGACCUGCGGAUCAAGCCGAUAAAGAUAGUCAUGCAAGUGAUAUCACUAUGGCCGCUGAAAAAGGACUGCAGUCGUUACCGAAUAAUUCUGAAGAUUUUCCACAAGCUUCUGAUCAUCGUCAUUACAAGCACAUUAUCUGUAGCUGGGUUUUUGGACUCUUUUCGACAAUUGGACAACAUGGACGAAGCUUCCGAGUGCGCCUUGAUAGCGUCCGCCUUCGCCUUAUCAACGUUUAGAAUCGCUAUUCUUUCGAUUCACGAGAAACACCUUGUACAUGUCGUAGAAACCAUGAAAUCGGAUUGGGCGACUUUCUCCUAUGAAGAUAGGGCUUUUCUGAAAGAAAAAUGUGAUUUUCACUACCGACUGGCCAAGUACUUCAUCUUCUCCGUGGCGAUGCCAAUUUUUUUCUUCAUCGCCAUUCCUGCACUCGAGUUGCAACUUUUGGGGGCUGAACGCAGAUGGUUGCCUUUUCGGGGGCACUUUUUCAUCAACGCGACGGUCUCUCCCGUGUACGAGAGUCUGUACAUUUACGAGAUCAUAGGCGGUGUAUUUGGUGGCAGCUCUAUAGCCGCUGUCACCACCUUCACCCUCGUGACAGUGACACACGGGGCUGCAAGAUUUGCUCUCGUUGGAAGGAAAUUGCAGUCUCUGAAAGGCGACGAGCCAAACGCGGAGGAACUUUCAACGCGCUAUAUAAAGCAGCAUCAGGAUGCCAUCGAAUUCGCUGGGACCCUAGAAAGUGCCAUAAACGUCGUGGCCCUUGGGCAAUUCCUCGUCAGCACCGGUCUGGUCUGCUUCGCAGGCUUCCAAGUUACCUCCAUGCUCGAGGACAAAGGGCGCCUUAUGAAAUACUCGGCAUUCCUGAACUCCGCCAUCCUCGAAUUGUUCAUGUUCAGUUUCGGCGGAGGCGAACUAAUGGACGAGAGCAUCGCCGUAGCGGAUUCGGCGUACGACAGCGGCUGGACGGAAAACGCACCUUACGCAAAGAGCAUGCAAAUAAUCAUGAUGAGAUCGAGGGUACCAUGUACGAUCACUGCGGCGAAAUUUUACAGCAUGUCGUUGAAGAGCUUUCAGGCAGUUCUCAGUACGUCCUUCUCGUACUUCACCAUGUUAAAGGCGGUAGACGAGAAGUAAAAGCGGCUCCUCGGCAGGGAUUGCAAAGUAAGACGAAACGUUUCCACACCUUUGAGCAACGGCCCCG
Messenger RNA from Orussus abietinus, 1237 nucleotides. Its product is annotated as odorant receptor 13a. The record is from RefSeq and is a predicted model, not a curated record. Bases 1 to 1170 code for a protein of 389 amino acids. Gene Ontology annotation, biological process: detection of chemical stimulus involved in sensory perception of smell; sensory perception of smell. The transcript is spliced from 6 exons. Lineage: Eukaryota; Metazoa; Arthropoda; Insecta; Hymenoptera; Orussidae. Gene Ontology annotation, molecular function: olfactory receptor activity; odorant binding. Gene Ontology annotation, cellular component: plasma membrane.